AUGCCACGCAUCAAACGAAACACGAUGAACACUCCCACGAAGAGUGCUGUUGAGGAGUCUCCCCGUCCUUCUUCCCACACACCAUCUAAGAGUGGAAAUGCCCCCGCCUCUUCUUCCAAUAGGAAGAGCACUGAGGAGCAGAACGACGAGCUCAAAUCCAACCUCACCCAAGCUCACACUGACAAGCGGAAGCGAAUCUCCGAGGAGCUCUUGGCUCCCCAAUCGUCAACCAAGCGCGUUCGUGAGCGCUGCCCGUGGAACCGGCUUUCUUAUCGCCUCCCAAAAUGCCCCCCUCGUUAUCUCGGCGACGGAGAUGAAGAGCAGUGGCAAACUGCCAUGAGAAGGUACCGAUUAUACGAGAAGGCCGCGGCAAGGCUUAGUACCAUUCUAAAACCAGGUCAAGAGCAAGCAUCAAAUGCCUAA
Molecule: messenger RNA, 423 nt
Organism: Clonostachys rhizophaga
Lineage: Eukaryota; Fungi; Ascomycota; Sordariomycetes; Hypocreales; Bionectriaceae
Source: the annotation of a GenBank genome assembly